This is a messenger RNA of Varroa destructor (honeybee mite), 4972 nucleotides long. It is a transcript of the gene Alg2, whose product is annotated as alpha-1,3/1,6-mannosyltransferase Alg2. Gene Ontology annotation, cellular component: endomembrane system. The record is from RefSeq and is a predicted model, not a curated record. Gene Ontology annotation, molecular function: GDP-Man:Man(1)GlcNAc(2)-PP-Dol alpha-1,3-mannosyltransferase activity. Lineage: Eukaryota; Metazoa; Arthropoda; Arachnida; Mesostigmata; Varroidae. Gene Ontology annotation, biological process: dolichol-linked oligosaccharide biosynthetic process.
AGUGAGUGAUGCUCAUGUCUAAUAAUGGAAGGGAAGUACUCCUGAUUCAGUGAAAGACGGCUUUCCUAGGUGAUAUACAAUCACAAAUGCCAAUAAGAUAGAACUGUUUGAAAUAAAACAUUAGAUGUAAGAAGUCAAUAUGAUCGAUAAAUAUAUAACACAGAAAACAGUAUUAAUCAUGAUUUAGUCGUACAAAAAGGAGCAGAAGGAAAAUCACUCAAUCAAAUUGUGCCACAGUCCAAUGUUUUCGUUAAGCUUUAUGCACCUGCAGGAGCCCAAUUUGCGGAAAGAAGUUCCUUUGAUAUUUAAUUACGGGCGCUAAUCUGUGUCGUAUAUGAAAGUUUUUUUUUUUUCGAUUUCACACUAGUGUCAACGUGUAGCCCUUUUGCUAGGCAUGCCACUCAGUUCGUGUAUAUGCAAGCGUAAAUUUGUCUAUAGUUUGUGAUCAGUAAAGAUGCGUGUGACAUUCGUGCAUCUUGAUCUUGGUAUUGGUGGUGCCGAGAGGCUCGUGGUAGAUGCUGGUCUUGCCCUAAAAAAAGCAGGACACCAGAUUGAAUUCAUCACAUCACAUCAUGACCAGGCGCACUGUUUCCCUGAAACGCGUGGAGAAUUGCACGUGACGGUAUGCGGCGAUUGGCUUCCGCGUUCGAUUUUGGGUAAAUUUUACGUCAUCUGUUCAAUUAUUCGCAUGAUUUACCUGGCUCUGUACAUACGUCUUGCCCGAUGCCAGUCUGCUCUCAAACCAGAUCUCAUCUUUGUUGAUCAGGUGUCACAUUGUAUUCCGUGGUUGAAGCUUAUGCGAGUACCCAUACUCUUUUACUGCCACCAUCCGGACUGCGUUUUAGUUCAGAAAAAAAAUACCCUACGGGAUGUGUACAGAUGGCCUAUUAAUUGGUUUGAAGAAUACAGUACUUCGCUGGCUGAUCUUAUUGUGGUUAAUUCCCGAUACACAGAAAAGGUUUUUCGGAAAACCUUCCGUCGAUUGGCAAAGACCCAGCUUGAAGUUCUCUAUCCCACCGUGGGUCUGGCUUUGUACGAUGCUCCUAUGCAAGGCGACCUCAACGACAUAGCGCUCACGAAAAAUUCAGAUACUACAUUUUUAUCGCUCAACAGGUUUGAACGCAAGAAGGAGAUCAGUCUUGCCAUUAAAGCACUUGCGUACGUCAUCUCUUGCGGCGAGUCGGAUGUGCAUCUGGUUAUAGCGGGCGGCUACGACGAAGCGCUCCCGGAAAACGUCGAACAUUUUGAAGAGCUACAACAGCUCGCAGAGGAGCUCCACGUAGCAGAUAGAAUCACGUUCUUGCGGUCUCCUUCCGAUGCCCAGAAACAGCUGUUGUUGUAUCAUUGCUGUGGUGUCCUUUAUACACCUCAAAACGAGCACUUUGGUAUUGUGCCCCUGGAAGCCAUGUACAUGCGUCGACCUGUGAUUGCAACAAAUACUGGCGGGCCUCUAGAAACCAUCAAGGAUGACAGCACAGGAUUUUUGUGCGAGUCAACACCUCAGGCGUUUGGAGACGCAAUGCUAAAACUUUGCCGAGAUCGGAACCUCGUCGCCGAGCUGGGUGAAGAAGGGCGCAGGAGAGUUAUAGCUUUGUUCUCAUUUAACAGCUUCCAACAAAGACUGGAAAAAAUAAUAGAUAAGCUUGUUCCACCUCAGGAAAAUGCUGGAAAAUGAAAAUGGACUACGUUUCUCUAUUUUUCUAGUCAACUGUUCAAGCAGGUAAAGGUGUAGGCGCCUCUCGGUAGAAUGAGAGAAGCAAGACUAACUCUAGUACAGGACCAGAAAACCUGCACACUGACCUCUACCGUAUAAAUCGAUCUGUUUGUUGAGCACGGCGGCAAAUAUCUUAGAAUAUCAUCCGAUAUUGGUACGAUCAUGAACAAGUAAAUGACAGUGAAGGCAAGAUUCAGUAAAACCAACCACGAUAUAUUAUGGAGGCAUAUUUUUAGGUCAAUAAGAAUUGUUUUAUUCAGUGAACAACCUUGCAUUCUAUGAACUUCAAUUAAGUGACUGACGUAAUUGAAGAGAUAGAAGGUAAUACGGUGUACGGAAGGUGGCACUAGUUAUUUUAGCAGUCAAGUAAACGAAUACGAGUGUACGCACUGCUAGAUAUGAAUAAUAUUGAACUCUCCAGAAUAAGCCAUCCCUGUAUAAGCUAUUAUGUUACUGGCUAUCUAUUAAGACACACACCUAGUCUACCUUCUUGCUAAGAGCGCCCUCGCUACUAUUCAGAAGCACCAAUUAGUCCAACUACCGUUUCAAUUCACAAGUAUAUUUUCUCAACGUUAUCGGUGAAGCUCACUUCGACCAUCUAUGCUGAAUGAGAUAUGACCUGUCCAGUUGUUGACGUUUCUUUGUUAUCCAAUCGCUUGACAACAACAAUAAUAAUAAUAAUAAUAGCAACAACAAGAUCUUGUUCUAUCAGAAAAUUUACGAACGUUUGCUAAACGGGGACAGCGUUGAACCACUGAGCGGCACUCCUCAACUUCCUUGUCCCUAACGUCGUGCCCUUUAGCCAGCUGCUUACGUUUUAUCAAUGGCUGCUGAAAAUCUCCAGCGAUAUCUACCGCUGCUCUUGCCGACGAUGUGAUCUAUUUUUUAAGCAUUCUAGGUUGCGUUUUGCGAAUAUACAUCCCUAGGAAAAUCCUGAUCUCAGCAGAUUUACGAAAAAGCGCAAAAGAGGUAAAUAAAUGUAGUCGCUGUGACCAGACACUUGCGACAUAAAACGCGCCUAACAGAUGUUCUUAUGUACGCAGUGACAAAAGAAGCGUCCAGUACGAAAGCUGCGGCACAUAAUCAACGGGACGUGAUUGAAAUUAAAUUUGCAAACAGACAUCGCAAAACGAAGCUUUGCUUCUUACGUGUUUUUAUUAAAGCUAAGCGGACCGUUCAGCGCUUCUUGAGAACCUCAGGAAAAGAUGUAAAGGACGAAGUCGAAAUUAAGCUGCUAUCAGGUACCACUAUCAUGUAGCGCCCUUCGUAUGAAGAAAUAGGGGGCUGAGGUGUGUUAACAUGGAGACGAUGAAGUCCCAUAAAUAUGCACAACCUACUGACUAGGAGCUGUACGUAUGUCUUGACAAAGAUUGUCCCGCAAUUCUAGCAUCGUUUUUAACAACACUCAUGUCAAAAACCAUAGUUUGCCAUCUUCCAAUGAUAUCGAAUUUGCAAAUUGCAGUUCGUGGCUCUCAUUUUGACCUACAAUGUAUCGUCGCAGUACAAAAUGCAAUGGAAAAUUUUUUUAAAACACCUUUAAAAUGAUCGAACACCAAUCAUGCAAUACGUGUGUACACGUGGGAAAAGAAAAAAACAUUCGUCUAUAGCUGCGUCAUAACUUACAUAAAAACUAGUACUUCACAAACGGUAUACAGAUAAAUAUUUUCUCCAUUAUUUGAGGCGCCAACAUGUUGCAAAUUGCCAAGAGGGAUGAAAGGAACUUCUGUGUGAUGUUGUUGCGUCGACUGUAGAAAUCACACUAAUUUGUGAAUUUGUGAGCCUAACUGACUUGGGGCAAGUACUUACUCAAGGCCGCCUGUCACGGCCGCCGACUAAUCUGACGCGGGCAAUUAUUAUUAUUAUCGUACGAGAAUAGAAGCCCAAUGAAGUAAGCGAACAUCAUAGCAAAACAACUUCUUAUUGGCUCUCAAUAUCAGACCCGGCAUAGAGCAACACGAAGCCACAAUAACGGAUUUCUACGCAGAAUGGUCACCAGCGACUAGAAGUGGUGUCUCACUUCGCUAUAAAAUAAAGAAAAGAGUGGGUAACUUUAGUAAAUGAACCCAAUCGCAGAGUCAAGCUACAGCUCUAUUUCAAGAGGACCAUGCUUUUUGUAUGAUUUAUAUGUAUACUGAGAAAUUCUUAAGAAAAGCAGGACGGUCAAUGAAGACCCGAAUACCGUCUGGUUGCCUCAAUAAAACGAGGCUAUUCAACAGGAAAGGUCCGACAGAUGGGCCAAAAUUAUCCUUCAGCACGACAAUGGUGGAUCGCAGGUGGCAAGGAUUGUGAAAGCCGUCCUGCAAAAGCUUGAGUAGAAGCCUCACUUACAUGCACUGUAUCUUCUAGAGCUCGGGCUGAUGGAUCAAUUGUAAACCAAAGAAGUAAUCCUACAAUUAACAAUGAAAAGGAUUUCAGAACUUGGCUGAGUGAGCCUUUCAAAACUAGACCUGAAAAUUCCUGCUUAAGAAGAAUAAAUUAAAUUGUCGACAGAGGGACGACGAUCGUAACCAGUGACAGCGAGUACGUCGUCAACGAAUUUGUUGGCAAAAUUUAAGUGCAAUAUUGCGUCUUUUAUUUAGACGCAAAACGGCUUUCACUUAUUCUUAAACUUAAAAUAUUUAAGAAAGGGUAAAAGGGAUCGUUUUCAGCUUAUAGAUCAGGAAAGCAUUGUGUGAUCAUUUUUCGAAGAGCUCAUCAUUGACUUACUCCGAAUUUUCUGAUAGAUCUGAUUUAGGGCGCAAUCAGCAUAUAUAUUUAAGGGAUAGUUUCGUGAUUUCCAAAUUGCUUACGAUAGGGGCUUACGCUUGAAUAAAGGGCACCGUGUUUUAUGCCGCAUACAUUAACCUCUUACUUCCGUCGCAUAGAAUGGAUCGCGAUUUAUUAUUGCUCAAAUUAAGGUAUUUAAAUAUUGCUAAUAACGUCACGAAGUGACUAAAGAUCUACUUUUAAAAUGGAACCUUUUCCGUUAACUUCGAUCAGUUAAUUAGCGGUUCAGCGUUUUGUACAUGAGAGUGUCUAUAGUGAUUGCGGGUUUGGUCCUGUACUGGUUGAAGUAUUUGUUGUAGACUUGCAAAAAGCUACACCAGACGGAAUAGCACAUGUGUAGCACAUGUUUACCAAUGACUUGAGGAUGUACGUAUCAAUAGCAAGCAGAAUCAAUAUGGAGAUAUUGCAAAAAACAAAAUUUCCCAGUAGCGCCGGUCCACGACAUCCAAGGAUAAUAAAAGAAGAACAGGUAUUGAAAUGUUUUAUAAAUGA